GGCGGUAUGUAUAUAAUGAAUAAAGUACCCAUCUGAAAAACACGCACAGCGCUGACAACACCGCCGUCAAGAACCAUCGUGGCAACCAUCCGGUAAACUUUUGGGAUACGUGGAAGCCUCCUAUUGGGCAGAGCAGGUAAACUUGUGGAUCACAUGACGACGAUAGUAGUAAGUUGGAGUUCACAUGCACAUGGAUAACGUCCAUUGGGUCCCACAAAAGAACCACGUAUUCACUUCCAUGUCAGAUAAAGUUCACGCUUUUUACUCGCACGUCAGCCCAAAAAGGCAAUGAUGGAUAGACAGAGAAGCGCACAAGAAGAAGAGCAGUGAUAUAAAAAGGAUUAUUCAUUGUUAUUAUUCAAUUGCAGAAGAAGAAGAAGAAGAAGAAGAGAAACCAAAGAAAUCUUGUUUUGGAUCUUGAAAAUUUGUGCAGCUGCAAUUGUGAUUUUAGGUUUCUGGUGGUCAUGAUAUGAUUGGUGGUGUCAAUAUUCAAAUUUAAAUUCAAUAAUGUGAAAAUAUAACUCACGAGGGCUGGGAAUUGUGGGGCUAUUGAUGAUCUGGAAAUAAUAAAAUGGAGAAAAUUUGUGAAUUCUGCACAGCAUUGAGACCAGUAGUUUACUGUAAAGCUGAUGGAGCAUAUCUUUGCCUUUCCUGUGAUGCAAAAGUCCAUUCAGCUAAUGCAGUCUCCAAUAAACAUCUCCGUACUCUUUUGUGUGAUUCUUGCAGAAAUCACCCAGCAUAUGCUCGGUGUUUGGAUCACCAGAUGUUCUUGUGUCGUGGCUGUGACCAGAACAUUCAUGGAGUCUCUUCCCAGCAUCAGAAACGGCUUGUUAGUAGCUUCAUGGGAUGCCCUUCUGCUAAAGAUUUUGCAGGGUUGUGGGGUUUUAAAUUGGAUGAGGUAGAUAAAAACGCUUUUCGAGAUCAGUUAUUUUCCACUCCACGUGCUUCUGUGCAACCUAAUGCAGCAACAAUUGCCAUCCACAAAGAGUCUUGCAGACAAAUUGGAAGCUCUUCAAGAACAUCUAAGAUAUCAUUGAAAGGUCAAGGACAGCAAAACAAUGGCUUUAUUCUGCUACAGAUUCUUGAUCUGAAAAAGCUUCAGCUGACUGAGAUUGAUAACAGUUCACCUCUAACAUGUGGUCUUGAAGAAACUGAUGUAUCUUCUUCAAUAUUUGAAAGCAUGGAGAAAUUUAAUGACAGUGUUGACCUUUUUCAAAAUUCUCAAGAUCCAGGUAAGGGUGACUGUCCACUUCAAGAGCUAAAUGCGGACGCUUUGCCUUCGUCAUUUUCUCAACCAGAGCAUUUACCCUUGUCUUCAACUGCUGCAAAUCCUUUGCUUGGAGAAUCCUUUUGGCAAUGCAAAAGCCCUGUUCAAAGUAACCAGUUAUGGUCUCAAAAUAUGCAAGACCUUGGAGUCUGCGAACACAUUGUUUGUCAUGAUGAUAUUAACAUACCCGAUGUUGAUUUAACAUUUCGGAACUUCGAAGAACUGUUUGGAGGUGAACAAGACCCUGUUAGGGCACCGCUUGAUGAUAAAGAUGCAUCGUGCUCCUCUCUGGAGAAGGAUAUGUCCCUUGAUACAUUGCAUAACAGAAAUGCGAGAAAGGGGACUUCUAUUGCAUCAUCUGCUUACAUUAGUCGGCCUGUUCACAUGGACAAAGAUAAAGGUCCUUCUACCCAAGUUUACACCUUACCUGGAAGUCUGCAUGCUCCUCGGACAAUUCAGCCAUCUUAUUCGGCAAUGUCAUUCUCUGUUUCAAGGCUUAGUGCUGAAAGCAGUGCCACCGAAUAUAUCGAUAGUGGAUUUUCGCCAUAUAUCAUAGGGGCUGAAGUUUCAUGUCGUUCUCCUGAAAAGGGCGCACAUUCAGGAGAUAAAGAAAAUGCAAUAAUGAGACACAAAGAAAAGAAAAUGGCCCGGAUGCAAGAAAAUCAAAUUCGUUAUGGACCUAAGAAGACAAGAAGUGAUGUAUGGAAGUGAGUAAAAGGUCAAGUAGUAAACACAGAAGACACUAUUGAUGUAACAAGAAGCUAUUGACUGGAAUAUUUAUUACCAUGGUUUUGUACAUAAAACCAAAGUGGUUCAACUGUAUGUUAAUGUUAUACUUAUUUCAAUUCAACCAAUUCUUUCAGUCCCAUAAGUCUGUAUAUAGCCCUAUAGUAGGAGAGAUUUGGCUCCCCUUUUUCAUGAAAUAUAGAGGAAUCAGGUGAUUAUGCCCUUGAUUGA
Molecule: messenger RNA, 2224 nt
Organism: Jatropha curcas
Lineage: Eukaryota; Viridiplantae; Streptophyta; Magnoliopsida; Malpighiales; Euphorbiaceae
Gene: BBX27
Product: B-box zinc finger family protein
Molecular function (GO): zinc ion binding
Source: RefSeq, a predicted model, not a curated record